Molecule: messenger RNA, 603 nt
Organism: Entrophospora sp. SA101
Lineage: Eukaryota; Fungi; Glomeromycota; Glomeromycetes; Entrophosporales; Entrophosporaceae
Source: the annotation of a GenBank genome assembly
AUGAGUAUUUAUAAUUAUAAACCUCGAGAUUUAUUAAUUGAAGAUGACAUAAUAUACUGUCGACCACACCAUCUUGAAACAUGUUCAACUUGUGAUUUAAAUCUAGCUCCGUUAAACUCGCUUCAUAAAUCAUUAUUGGCAAUAAAAGGCAAUAUACCACCUCCAAAUGCUGUGGAUCAGUAUGUUUCCAAACAAAUAACAGGUUUAAAAGAUGAAGGCAACAAGCUUUAUAAUGCACAAAGCUAUAAUGAUGCAAUAAAAUAUUAUACUACAGCUAUAGAACUGGCUUUCCAGCGACCGUUUUGGGAACCACAUGAAAUUGCAGAACAAGAUUUGGCAAUUUGUUUGAGUAAUCGAGCAGCAGCUUAUAUAGGAUUGGAGGAUUGGGUUAGUGCAUAUGUGGAUGCAGAAUUUUCUAAUAGGAUAAAAGAAAAUUACCCAAAAGGAUAUUUUAGAAAAGGUAAAGCUUUGAUGGGAAUGAAAAAAUAUCAGGAGGCAAUCAAAAGUUUUGAAAUUGGGUUGGGACUUGAUCUGAAGAAUAAAGAGAUGAAAAGUGCACUUGAAGAGGCAACCGAAUUAUUAAAGAAAAACUAUGAUGAAUAA